AUGGACCCUGUAUUGGUGAUUGGAGGCUGCGGCGGGCUGGGUCACACUAUUGUCAGGCAGCUGCUAGAGAAAGGAGACGCAUCAGACGUGACGGUGUUCGAUAUCGAGACCAAACGGAACAUCGUAGAGGGGGCCAAGUACUUCAAGGGAAGCAUUGGUUGCAAGGAAGAUGUCCAAAGGGCCCUUGAACGAGUCAAGCCUCGGACCAUCUUCCACUCAGCCUCGCCUCUGCUGAUGCAGCAGAAGAAUACCCAGCGCCUCUACGAGAAGAUAAACAUCGAAGGCAAUCGAUAUCUACUGGAUGCCAUCCAGGGCGUGCAAACAGUUCGCGCUCUGGUCUACACAUCGAGCUCAUCCGUGGUUCACGAUGGCUUCUCUGACAUCGUGGAGGCCACCGAAGACCUGCCCAGGGUCUUCUACCCAGAGCAGCCGGAGUUCUACUCCCACACCAAAGCGAUUGCAGAGGAGAUGGUCGUCGCCGCCAACAGGACAAACGGCCUCCUGACGGUCGUCCUGCGCGGCACGACCCUGUUCGGCGAGGGAGACAGCCUCACCAUCCCCCGCAUGGUCAGCGGCGCAAAGUCAGGCAGGAAUAAAAUCAGAGUGGGCGACGGGAAGAAUCUGUUCGACUUUACGUAUCUGGGCAACUGUGCCUACGCCCACAUCCUUGCGGCGAAGGCGCUGGUUUCAAUCGAUCCUGCUGCGCCUCUUCCACCGGCCGAUAAACGAAUUGACGGCGAGGUUUUUGUGGUCACUAACGACGAACAUAUACCCUUCUGGGAGUUCGUUUACGCCGUCGGCGAUGCGGCCGGAUAUCCCACCAAGAGAGAAGACAUCUGGCAGGUCCCGUCCGCUCUCUUCUUUGCCGUUCUCGUUAUAGCUGAGUGGGCUGUCUGGGCCGUGAGCCUGGGUACGAGAGAGUCGAGUCUCAACCGCAAAAUGGUCCGCUAUCUGUCCAUGACCAGAACCUUUGACAUCUCGAAGAUCAAGACCCGGCUGGGUUAUCGACCGCUGGUUGGGCAGCAGGAUGCCAUCAAGCGCACCGUUGCCGCCUACAUGCAAGAGCAGUCCUCGAACAAUGCUAAUAACUAG
Molecule: messenger RNA, 1092 nt
Organism: Microsporum canis CBS 113480
Lineage: Eukaryota; Fungi; Ascomycota; Eurotiomycetes; Onygenales; Arthrodermataceae
Product: hydroxysteroid dehydrogenase
Exons: 1
Coding region: 1-1092 (363 amino acids)
Biological process (GO): steroid biosynthetic process
Molecular function (GO): 3-beta-hydroxy-Delta5-steroid dehydrogenase (NAD+) activity
Source: RefSeq, a predicted model, not a curated record